CCGGUCAGAAGUCUGUGCGCGCGCGCGCGCGCUCACUCCCCCCCCCCAAUAUGGCGGCCGUCGCUCUCACCUCGUCCACCACUACCACCUCAACCACAACAACAACAACAACAACCACCUCAACAACCUCCUCAUCAUCGUCCACCUCGUCAACAUCGUCCACCACAUCGUCGUCGUCUACGGCGGCUGCGGCGGGAGCGACAGCGGCGGCUAUGGCGGGAGACGCCGUGACUCCUGCGGUGAUGGGGAGAGACGCUGAGGCUACGGAUGGUGGUGGUGGUGGUGGUGGAGGAGAGGUGGAGACGAGGGUGGACGUCGGAGGAGUCUAUCUGUGUCGGAGGGCUGACGGGGCCUGGCACUCAGCGGAGGUGAUCCAGAAGCGAGUGAAUGAGCAGGAGGAGAGGGACGAGUUUUAUGUCCACUACGUGGGAUUCAACCGUCGUCUGGACGAAUGGGUGGGCAAGGACCGCCUGGCGCUCACCCAGACGCUGAAGGAGGCUGCUCAGCAGAAGAGCGCCAGCGGUGGUGGUGGCGCUGGUGGUGGCACCGGCAGUGAGCGCCACCCGGGGGAGCGCUCGGAGCCGGCGGGCGAGCGCAAGAUCACCCGCAACCAGAAGCGCAAGCACGACGAGAUCAACCACGUGCAGAAGACCUACGCCGAGAUGGACCCCACGACAGCCGCCUUGGAGAAAGAGCAUGAAGCGAUCACCAAGGUAAAGUACGUGGACAAGAUCCAGGUGGGGCGCUACGAGAUCGACGCCUGGUACUUCUCGCCGUUCCCCGACGAGUACGGCAAGCAGCCGCGCCUGUGGGUGUGCGAGUUCUGCCUCAAGUACAUGAAGCUGGAGACCAGCUACCGCAUGCACCUGACUCAGUGCCAGUGGAGGCAGCCUCCCGGCAAGGAGAUCUACCGCAAGUUGAACAUCUCCGUGUACGAGGUGGACGGCAGGGACCACAAGAUCUACUGCCAGAACCUGUGUCUGCUGGCGAAGCUCUUCCUGGACCACAAGACGCUCUACUUUGACGUGGAGCCGUUCAUCUUCUACGUCCUCACCGAGGUCGACCGCCUCGGCGCUCACCUCGUCGGUUACUUCUCUAAGGAGAAGGAGUCCCCGGACGGCAACAAUGUGGCCUGCAUCCUCACGCUGCCUCCUCACCAGCGGCGCGGCUACGGCAAGUUCCUCAUCGCCUUCAGCUACGAGCUGUCCAAGCUGGAGCAGACGGUGGGCUCCCCGGAGAAGCCGCUGAGCGACCUGGGCAAACUGAGCUACCGCAGCUACUGGUCCUGGGUGCUGCUGGAGAUCCUACGGGACUUCCGCGGAACCCUCUCCAUACGCGACCUCAGCCAGAUGACGAGCAUCUCGCAGGGCGACAUCGUGUCGUCGCUGCAGGCCAUGAGCAUGGUGAAGUACUGGAAGGGUCAGCACGUGAUCUGCGUCACGCCCAAGCUGGUGGAGGAGCACCUCAAGAGCGCACAGUACAAGCGCCCGCCCGUCACAGUGGACUCGAUGUGUCUGCGAUGGGCGCCCCCCAAGCACAAGCAGCUCAAGAUGGCCAAGAGGUGAGGCCGGAGGCGGUGGACGCUGCUGACGGCCACCGCCGCCGCCGCCGCCACCACCGCCACCACAACAGCAGACCGAGAGACAGUGUGUAGGAGUGGUGGGUGUAGUGGUUAGCGCACUGUGUGUGCCACUGUGCACAUGGCCUGGCACAAGCGUCGUGGUGACGUCACCGCCACUUAGUGGCGAAUGGCGGUUGUUGUUGUGCCACUGUGUAUCUGUGUGUGUGUAGGGAGUGGUGGGUGUUGUGGUUAGCGCUACACUGUGCGCCGAAUCUGGCCACCCGAGUUCAAUUCCCGCUCAUGGCCAACACCACUCAGUGACGAUUCUCUGAACCGGUACUGGGCCUCCCCUAGGUCGACUCAGCCUCAAAUGAGCUACUUGGUGUAGUAGUGGUGGUGGUGUAAUGAACAUCGCUUGCACUGGGGGAGAGACAAAGGCGGCCGGGCGUGGUGGUGGUGUUGCGUGAUGGUGUUGCGUGUUGCAUACCAACAUUAAACAAAACUUUUCUAUUA
Molecule: messenger RNA, 2074 nt
Organism: Lethenteron reissneri (Far Eastern brook lamprey)
Lineage: Eukaryota; Metazoa; Chordata; Hyperoartia; Petromyzontiformes; Petromyzontidae
Gene: KAT8
Product: lysine acetyltransferase 8
Biological process (GO): regulation of DNA-templated transcription
Cellular component (GO): NSL complex; MSL complex; NuA4 histone acetyltransferase complex
Molecular function (GO): histone H4K16 acetyltransferase activity
Source: RefSeq, a predicted model, not a curated record